CAAUAUGGCUGGUCCUGAGAUGCCAGGCCAUAGCAGUCCUGUAGGAGACCCGCUAUCAUUCUAAAACAUCCUCCUCCGUAGAAAUGUAAAUUAAACCAACUGCAUCCGGAAUGUCUGCUUAUAGAAUUUUUGGUGAUUGAAAAACAUAUUAUACACGUUUGCUGAAAUAACACUGGUCUCUUGAAACCCCGGUGAUAUUUGUUGGCUUCAAUUUUGAGAUUUGUAGUUUUGUUUGGAUUGCGCUUUUAUGUUGGAAUCGGUAUGUUUACCAUGGCCCUAAUGAUGGUUUUGUAAUCUUAGAGACUUUUAUCUAAUUUUGAUGUGUUGACUAGUUUAUGUAACUAAACAAAAUGCACAGUGACAACGGGUGUAGCCAGGAGGCGAAAUAACAAAUCCUACUACGGCGAAGGCAUAGCUUAUGAAUAAUAAUUAGAACAGUCUGACGUUGCUUACUAACCUUCCUGAAACGUAAUUAAUAUUCAUAAGCUAAGCGUUCGAUUCGUUAGUUGACUAGCGCAGCUCCUGUCUAUCAGCCAAUCACGUAGCUGUACUGGACGAACGUCACUUAACGUAAUGAAUAUUCAUCUAGCAAGCGUCCUCUACAGAUGGUAAAGAGUCACUGCAUGGGUGUUUGACGCGCUGCAGUGCGGACCAGCGCAAAGGAUGCGCGACCGGACAGUUGUGUUCAGUGAGAGCCUUGUCGUUUAUUUAUCAGAUUGUAUCGGAUGUCCCGAGUAUAUGGGUAGAAUAAUAUUGAUGUAUAUACUCUUUUAAUCCUCUGUGGUUUAGGCUGCCUUGCACUAUGAUGCCAAUAGAGCUCGUUUAUACGGCGAAUUAGAGCACGUCACGUGGCAGAUUUGUGUUUUUGCUUUAACCUUGGACCUUUGAGUCAUUAAUAUAUGCACGGUUUUUAUAUUGUAGGAAUGAUGUUUACGAUUAGAUAACCAAGUGCGCUUGGUCAGUGGGUGUUUUUGUGGUAGUCCACUGGCUUGCAGUGCAUUAGCAGCAAGCUUGAGAUACAUAUUAAAUGUUUUAAGUUGCAUAGUAAAAACUGAUAUUUUAAUACGCUUUUUUAGUUAGUUUUUUUUUUUUUUUUUAAGAAUUAUUUUAGCAUCCGUGAACAGAAUUUUAGCUAGGUAGACCAUCAGUAACAAAAUGCACAAAUCAGGCGGUUUAUGGAAUUAAAAACGGUCCCAGCUGAUCGUUUGUGUCACUGUGAGGUCCCAAAUGAAGAUUUCAAAACGACGGAAAGGACUGACUUUGAGUAGUCUGUGUGCCAGAUAAAUGGAUCAUUUAAGUUGGGGGCUGCCAGAGUGUUCUCAGGGUUGCAGUGCCUAGCGCCAGCUCUGCAGGACAACGCCAACAUGAACGGCACUGCAGAGCAGCAGGACAUUCUGCCCUCUAACUGCAUGGUCAAAGAACGAUGGAAAGUGCUGAAGAAGAUAGGAGGAGGGGGGUUUGGGGAAAUCUACGAGGCAUUGGACCUGCUGACUCGGGAGAAUGUAGCGUUAAAAGUGGAGUCAGCUCAACAGCCCAAACAAGUCCUGAAGAUGGAGGUGGCAGUUCUGAAAAAACUGCAGGGUAAAAACCAUGUUUGUAAAUUCGUAGGCUGUGGGCGAAAUGAUAAAUUCAACUAUGUCGUCAUGCAGCUGCAGGGUAGAAACCUGGCAGAUCUCAGGCGAAGUCAGCCACGUGGCACCUUUACCAUGAGCACAACCCUCCGCCUGGGAAAACAGAUUCUAGAAUCCAUAGAAGCCAUUCACUCGGUUGGCUUUCUCCACCGAGACAUCAAACCGUCAAAUUUUGCCAUGGGAAGGCUGCCUUCAACAUACAGGAAAUGUUAUAUGCUAGAUUUUGGGCUUGCACGACAGUAUACAAACACCAAUGGAGAAGUCAGACCGACUUUCAUUCCCAGAACCGUUGCAGGAUUUCGAGGGACUGUUAGAUAUGCAUCUGUGAAUGCACAUAAAAACAAAGAAAUGGGUCGCCAUGAUGACUUGUGGUCAUUGUUUUAUAUGCUGGUUGAAUUUGCUGCUGGGCAGCUGCCAUGGAGGAAAAUCAAAGACAAGGAGCAGGUGGGUCAGAUUAAGGAGCGCUAUGAUCAUAGGAUGCUGCUUAAACACAUGCCAUCAGAGUUUAAUGUCUUCCUGGAGCAUGUUUUAGGCCUUGACUACUACACCAAACCCGACUAUCAGCUCCUGAUGUCAGUGUUCGAGAACAGCAUGAAAGAACGCAUCAUCACAGAGAACGAGCCAUAUGAUUGGGAGAAAAGUGGGACGGACUCCACAAUAUCUGCCACCACACCGACAGCAGCGCAGCAGAACACACGGCCCACGGCGGCUAUAGUUGGGGUCAUAAAUAUGACCCCGAUGCCAGGUGACCUUCAGAGAGAAAACACAGAUGAUGUUGUGCAGGACGAGCACCUAAGCGACCAGGAAAACGCCCCUCCGAUUCCUUCUGGCCGGCAAGCUGAUGGUAGCCAGUUACCUACGGACGCAAAUGGAUGGGAGGAGACAGACUUUAAUCGUAACAAACUCAGGAUUAACCUUGGAAAGGGAGGUCAAGAGGAAGAUGGUAGCCGGGGUGUGUGUCCUGUGUCGCCUCAAAGAGGUUUGGACUCGGGUGUGCAGGUGCACUCGCUCAGGUACCGACGGCUCAACAGCCCUGAAUCUGAUCGCAUGUCGGCCGCUGAUGGACGGGACGGUUAUGGACAGCGCUCUCGAAUGGACAUCCUGGGUUCUCCUUCUCGACAUGUUUACUCCUCCCAGCCCGCUCAGAUGCUGUCUGUCGAAGGCUGCCGCGGAGACCGCGGUCGUAAUGAGGCAUCUGCUUCGGUGGACCAGGAAGCCCACAGCAAUGCCUUCAUCCGCUCUGUCCCACUUGCAGAAGAAGAGGACUUUGACAGCAAAGAGUGGGUUAUCAUAGAUAAAGAAAUGGAGCUCAGAGACUUCCACCAUCUUCCAGGAGCCGAGCCCACCACUUCCGGCACCACGGAUGAGGAGCCGGAGGAAUUACGCCCUCUAGAGGAAGGAGAAGAGCGGCGGAGACAUAGAGGGACAGAUCCGUCAGUCAGACCCAAGAUGUCACACGGCGACCACACUACACGAGGCAUGCUGCCUCUUACAGAGGAGGAAGCGUCCAGGAGGAGCGGGAAAGGCCAGUCGACAUCUGUGGAGAGCCUUGUGCAGUCGCCCUGUCACUCGCUACCCUCCGGACGGCCGCGGCGGAAAGAGUCAGAUCCCAACGGACCUCAGAGACAGGGCCCAACCCUGAAUGAGCCUUUAUUGUCACCCACUGACUACAGGACUAAAUCCCCAUCCUCAGAGAAGGAAAUGUUCCAUAUCCUUCCUAAACUGCAUGCAAAGAGAGCCGACUUCCUCACUGUCAUGCUUACAGGAAGCCUACACCAGCGACGGGCCUUCACGGCCACACCACCUGAGACACAAGAUGAAGGGCCCAAAGAUGACGACGUCACUAAGAGUGAAUCCAGUAGUGGUGCGAGUGAAAAGAGCACUGAACGUAGUCAGGAUGGGGCUCCAUCUACCUUAGUGGCUGAUGAUCCACACAAGGAGCCAAAAGAACCAGGUUCAGUUGCUGAUGUAGAUCCUGACCAAGAGGACGUCUCGAAGACCCUUGUUUUGUUUUCACCAGGAGACAUGAAGAAGUCUCCGCAUGCUAUAAAUGGGACUGAAGUGGAUCAGGGUGUGACAGACUCUGGUGCCCCUCAAAAUGAGCAGUUGGAUGAAGUUGGUCAACUAGAGGCACAGAUCCAGGAGGACAUAAAACCGGCAGAGAGGCCUACAGAUGGAAGGCAACCUGAUGCAACUGCUGUUGACCCAUCCAUACAGACAUCUAAACCAGUGGUAACCAUCUCAACAACUCAAGUGGCCUCACCCUCAAUUGCAUCGCCCCCUUUCUCCAAAGUGGAGCAAACUUUUAUACACAUUGCAGAGACAACCCAUCUGAAUGUCAUGUCUUCCAGUGGUGCACAGGUUCCUGAACUUUUAGAGGAGGUAAAAGGAAUAUCACAGGCUAAAGGGAUAGAUAUGUCUUCCCUUUCUCAAGGGCCAGGAGAAGUAGCAUGUGUCCAGUAUGAAGUCACCUCUCAGACUCUUACAGAGGGACCUCAGGUAACUAAUGUUCUGGAUAGGUCUUUGCCAAACGAGAUUACUAAAAAACAGGACGAUCUUGUGGUUCCUCUACCCUUAGAGUCUAGGGAAUCUAUCCAUCAAGAUUCGUCAACUUACUCCAAGCAGGACAAGCAACCAAAAGAGGAACAUCAAGAGGAGAACACAGUACUUGAGAGUGUUUCUAAACAUCCACAGCCAAGGAGCAAAAGUCGAAUUCCUAUCCUAGUCCCGGAAGGUGAGCCAGGAUCUGAACAAUCCCUGUCCACCAAAGAACGACUGCGUAGAAGAGCCAUGCAACAAGACCUGGCCCGCCAAGUUGUGGAAAGACAACGUCAGGGUCGCUGGAUGAGACUGAAUUCCAGGACUUCAUCCUCGUUAUCUUCUGGAGAUGAGCCUAAGAGACCUUCAGAGACUCUUUCAACUACGGGCUCAGAGGAAGAUAUUCCUGAAUCUGAUGAUUCCAUCAACAAGCGCAAGAAGGAGGCUGAGGAAAAGUACCGAACUGAGUGGCACAGCAGGAUCCCACGACCAUUCACACCAAUAAGGAAGCCUUCAACUAAACUAGUAGUUGCAGCUCCUGUUGUCCAGCCUGAAGCCGAGACUCCAAAAUCAGAACAAAAGGCAAGCAAUGGCCCAAAAGUACUGUCACAAUCAGGAUCAAGUGCUCCACCACUUCACACAAGAUCAAAAUCAACACUGUCCCGCUCAACCAUUUCAAGUGGAAGCAAUCGCAUGCCGCUCUCCUGUGUUCCGGCAUCAUCCCGUCGCAGUUUGAGCACCGCAAACUGCACUUUCUCUUCAACCCGUAUAGCUAGUCCUUCACCCCAUAGGCUACCCCUGCGAACUGCAGUUAGCGAAUCUCACAAGCAGCCGUUUGCCCUCCGAGCCACUGUGGAGCUCCCAGUGAAGUCUAGGACUACUACUUGCAGUGGUCCUGCAAAGGACGUCAAAUCAUCACCAAACCAACCCACCACUACAUCUGUCAGGAAUCGAACCAAAGCUUCUGCUCACUCAAAGAACACAGUUUCCUUGAAAAGGGAAAAAAGCACAAGCAACAACACACCUGCAGCCAGAUAAGACACUGUGACUGCUGUCUACUGGGAUUGUUUCUUCUCAAUUACUUGAACAUCUUGCCUCAAAAUGUAAUCUGCCCCAUUGACUAAAAUGAACCAUUUAAUUUAAUUUAAUGUUCUUCCUAAUCAAUGAAUGGCUAGUUCCAGUUUUGGAUUCUGCACUAAGUAAUUUUAUGUUGUACUAUAAGAUGUAGAGCUUUCACUUUGAUGGAAGUUUCUUGGAUCAUAAUAGAGGAAAUGUUGCAUUUAGCUUACACGGUGCUAUACUGUUAUAUGUGUUGUUCUGUUGUGCAUAUUUCAUUUAAUAUAUGGUUUUUGAAGGUGUACUUUAUUAUUAAUUAGAUGCCAAGUUGUCUUUGGCCCUUGACACACAAUAAUGCUAAAAUGAGAUCAUGUAAAAUUAUUUAUAACAUCUGAAACAAUCAUACAGUAUAUUACAUGUAUUUAGCCAGCACAAAUUAUUAUACACCACCAGACACACAGAACGUCGUAAAAUCUGCCACAUAUCCUUGGACAAAUGCACAAAUUUCCUCUGGUCUGCAGCUCGGCCCUCUUUGUAAACCUUGUGAUGAUGGGCAUGCCUUGUCUUUAGCUUGUUACGUGUUUGAUGAUACUGCUGUAUGCUUGUACAUAUUCUUUUCAGUAUUUCUUGCAGAGACCUCUUUAUUUUUAUCAGGCAAAGGAAAUGGUAAAGUAUUUGGGUUUUAAUUUUGUUAAAGGAAUAUAUUGUGGGUUCUACAGCGAGUUGUCUCAUUUUCUAAGCAUGGCAGAAAUCACACAAUUAUUGAUAAUUGUCAAUACAGAUUAUUUCUAAAUGAACAAUUCCCACCUCUUUUGCUCUUAUUACAAUGGUGAGAUGUUAAUCAAGAUUUUUGUUGGAAUAAGGAGCAUAAAAUAAUCAAGUCUUAA
This is a messenger RNA of Cyprinus carpio (common carp), 6112 nucleotides long. It is a transcript of the gene ttbk1a, whose product is annotated as tau tubulin kinase 1a. The record is from RefSeq and is a predicted model, not a curated record. Gene Ontology annotation, biological process: signal transduction; peptidyl-serine phosphorylation; peptidyl-tyrosine phosphorylation. The coding region runs from base 1365 to 5207 and encodes 1280 amino acids. Gene Ontology annotation, molecular function: ATP binding; protein serine/threonine kinase activity. The transcript is spliced from 16 exons. Lineage: Eukaryota; Metazoa; Chordata; Actinopteri; Cypriniformes; Cyprinidae. Gene Ontology annotation, cellular component: cytoplasm; nucleus.